This is a messenger RNA of Symphalangus syndactylus (siamang), 8807 nucleotides long. RefSeq names its product protocadherin 10 (gene PCDH10). NCBI's taxonomy places the organism in Eukaryota, Metazoa, Chordata, Mammalia, Primates, Hylobatidae. The record is from RefSeq and is a predicted model, not a curated record. Gene Ontology annotation, molecular function: calcium ion binding. Gene Ontology annotation, cellular component: plasma membrane. Gene Ontology annotation, biological process: homophilic cell-cell adhesion.
GGAAGGACUGGAAGGAAAAAGAGACAGGUUAGAGGGAAAGAGGCUUGGGAAGAAAACAGCAGAAAAGAAACUGCUCAUUAUACUUACAGAGAGGCAAGUAACGGUGGAGAUGAGGACAGAGGGAACCAAGACUCUGAAAGACAAAAAAUACAAAUAGAGCGAAAGAGGAAAAAAAUGUCAAGAAGAACAUCCAUCCGGAGAAAUGAAGAUAAUGAAAGUUUUAAGCUGCAGAGCCGUUCUGUGCUUUUCCGGCACAAAAUUAUGUCGCUGGUUUUAAGCCCUUUUGCAUUUGCCAGCCGUUGACAUUAAGAGGCAUGUUUAACGGUGCCAACAGCAUCUCCUUUUCCUUCUCCUCUUCCUCUUCUUCUUCUUCCUCCUCCUCCUCCUCCUCUUUUUCCUCCUCCUCAUUCUCCUCCCAUCAGCAAGAAGACAAACCGAGGACAGUCUUGAAAUAUCGAAAUUUCCUCUUUGGGAUUUGCCAGAGCCGCGUUGCGCCAAGACUGUCGGAAUAAAGGACGCUGACUAUUGUAUUAUCGUUAUUUUAUUAAUUGGUCAGUGGAAAGAUUACAGAUGAGGAAAGGGGACGCCUGUCACCCUUCCUGUGCUUAGAUUUAAAAAAAUGAGGCUGGAUUGCGGGAAGCUCUAGAAUGAAGCAAAAGGAGUAAGAUUUUUAAAGACAGAAAGCCACAGGAGCCCCCACGUAGCUCACUUUUAUUUGUAUUUUUUCAGAUUUUUUUUUUUUUCGUGGUGGUGGGGGAGGUGAUUGGGUGGCUGACUGGCUGCGGGAAGCUACUUCCUUUCCUUUUGGAGAUGAUUGUGCUAUUAUUGUUUGCCUUGCUCUGGAUGGUGGAAGGAGUCUUUUCCCAGCUUCACUACACGGUACAGGAGGAGCAGGAACAUGGCACUUUCGUGGGGAAUAUCGCUGAAGAUCUGGGUCUGGACAUUACAAAACUUUCAGCUCGCGGGUUUCAGACGGUGCCCAACUCAAGGACCCCGUACUUAGACCUCAACCUGGAGACAGGGGUGCUGUACGUGAACGAGAAAAUAGACCGCGAACAAAUCUGCAAACAGAGCCCCUCCUGUGUUCUGCACCUGGAGGUCUUUCUGGAGAACCCCCUGGAGCUGUUCCAGGUGGAGAUCGAGGUGCUGGACAUUAAUGACAACCCCCCCUCUUUCCCGGAGCCAGACCUGACGGUGGAAAUCUCUGAGAGCGCCACGCCAGGCACUCGCUUCCCCUUGGAGAGCGCAUUCGACCCAGACGUGGGCACCAACUCCUUGCGCGACUACGAGAUCACCCCCAACAGCUACUUCUCCCUGGACGUGCAGACCCAGGGGGAUGGCAACCGAUUCGCUGAGCUGGUGCUGGAGAAGCCACUGGACCGAGAGCAGCAAGCGGUGCACCGCUACGUGCUGACCGCGGUGGACGGGGGAGGUGGGGGAGGAGUAGGAGAAGGAGGGGGAGUUGGCGGGGGAGCAGGCCUGCCCCCCCAGCAGCAGCGCACCGGCACGGCCCUACUCACCAUCCGAGUGCUGGACUCCAAUGACAAUGUGCCCGCUUUCGACCAACCCGUCUACACUGUGUCUCUACCAGAGAACUCUCCCCCAGGCACUCUCGUGAUCCAGCUCAACGCCACCGACCCGGACGAGGGCCAGAACGGUGAGGUCGUGUACUCCUUCAGUAGCCACAUUUCGCCCCGGGCGCGGGAGCUUUUCGGACUCUCGCCGCGCACUGGCAGACUGGAGGUAAGCGGCGAGUUGGACUAUGAAGAGAGCCCAGUAUACCAAGUGUACGUGCAAGCCAAGGACCUGGGCCCCAACGCCGUGCCUGCGCACUGCAAGGUGCUAGUGCGAGUACUGGAUGCUAACGACAACGCGCCAGAGAUCAGCUUCAGCACCGUGAAGGAGGCGGUGAGCGAGGGCGCGGCGCCCGGCACUGUGGUGGCCCUUUUCAGCGUGACUGACCGCGACUCAGAGGAGAAUGGGCAGGUGCAGUGUGAGCUACUGGGAGACGUGCCUUUCCGCCUCAAGUCUUCCUUUAAGAAUUACUACACCAUCGUUACCGAAGCCCCCCUGGACCGAGAGGCGGGGGACUCCUACACCCUGACCGUAGUGGCCCGGGACCGGGGCGAGCCUGCGCUCUCCACCAGUAAGUCGAUCCAGGUACAAGUGUCGGAUGUGAACGACAACGCGCCGCGUUUCAGCCAGCCGGUCUACGACGUGUAUGUGACUGAGAACAACGUGCCUGGCGCCUACAUCUACGCGGUGAGCGCCACCGACCGCGAUGAGGGCGCCAACGCCCAGCUUGCUUACUCUAUCCUCGAGUGCCAGAUCCAGGGCAUGAGCGUCUUCACCUACGUUUCUAUCAACUCUGAGAACGGCUACUUGUACGCCCUGCGCUCCUUCGACUAUGAGCAGCUCAAGGACUUCAGUUUUCAGGUGGAAGCCCGGGACGCUGGCAGCCCCCAGGCGCUGGCUGGUAACGCCACUGUCAACAUCCUCAUAGUGGAUCAAAAUGACAACGCCCCUGCCAUCGUGGCGCCUCUACCAGGACGCAACGGGACUCCAGCGCGUGAGGUGCUGCCCCGCUCGGCGGAGCCGGGUUACCUGCUCACCCGCGUGGCCGCCGUGGACGCGGACGACGGCGAGAACGCCCGGCUCACUUACAGCAUCGUGCGUGGCAACGAAAUGAACCUCUUUCGCAUGGACUGGCGCACCGGAGAGCUGCGCACAGCACGCCGAGUCCCGGCCAAGCGCGACCCCCAGCGGCCUUAUGAGCUGGUGAUCGAGGUGCGCGACCAUGGGCAGCCGCCCCUGUCCUCUACCGCCACCCUGGUGGUUCAGCUGGUGGAUGGCGCCGUGGAGCCCCAGGGCGGGGGAGGGAGCGGAGGCGGAGGGUCAGGAGAGCACCAGCGCCCCAGCCGCUCUGGCGGAGGGGAAACCUCGCUAGACCUCACCCUCAUCCUCAUCAUCGCGUUGGGCUCGGUGUCCUUCAUCUUCCUGCUGGCCAUGAUCGUGCUGGCCGUGCGUUGUCAAAAAGAGAAGAAGCUCAACAUCUACACUUGUUUGGCCAGCGAUUGCUGUCUCUGCUGCUGCUGCUGCGGUGGCGGAGGUUCGACCUGCUGUGGCCGCCAAGCCCGGGCGCGCAAGAAGAAACUCAGCAAGUCGGACAUCAUGCUGGUGCAGAGCUCCAAUGUACCCAGUAACCCGGCCCAGGUGCCGGUGGAGGAGUCCGGGGGCUUUGGCUCCCACCACCACAACCAGAAUUACUGCUACCAGGUAUGCCUGACCCCUGAGUCCGCCAAGACCGACCUGAUGUUUCUUAAGCCCUGCAGCCCUUCGCGGAGUACAGACACUGAGCACAACCCCUGCGGGGCCAUCGUCACCGGUUACACCGACCAGCAGCCUGAUAUCAUCUCCAACGGAAGCAUUUUGUCCAACGAGACUAAACACCAGCGAGCAGAGCUCAGCUAUCUAGUUGACAGACCUCGCCGAGUUAACAGUUCUGCGUUCCAGGAAGCCGACAUAGUAAGCUCUAAGGACAGUGGUCAUGGAGACAGUGAACAGGGAGAUAGUGAUCAUGAUGCCACCAACCGUGCCCAGUCAGCUGGUAUGGAUCUCUUCUCCAAUUGCACUGAGGAAUGUAAAGCUUUGGGCCACUCAGAUCGGUGCUGGAUGCCUUCUUUUGUCCCUUCUGAUGGACGCCAGGCUGCUGAUUAUCGCAGCAAUCUGCAUGUUCCCGGCAUGGACUCUGUUCCAGACACUGAAGUGUUUGAAACUCCAGAAGCCCAGCCUGGGGCAGAGCGGUCCUUCUCCACCUUUGGCAAAGAGAAGGCCCUUCACAGCACUUUGGAGAGGAAGGAGCUGGAUGGACUGCUGUCUAAUACGCGAGCGCCUUACAAACCACCAUAUUUGACACGGAAAAGGAUAUGCUAGUCAAUUCUACAGGACUUACCUGAAGCAGCAUGAUUUGCACAAAGUCGACCAACAAAAGCAUCAACUUUUCAACUUCAUUAUCUUGGCCAUCCAGUUAGUCAUGUGUAACUGAGUAUUAGAUUUCGGGCGGAGUCAUCAUGGCCGAUUAUAGGACCUAAUUGCUCUCAGCAGGCCUGAGAAAUGAGUUGAAAUGUGCAGAACUGUAGAAACUUUAGAGGCAACUGAUUUUGCCUCCCCGAUCAGUGUGUGCCUGUUUACAGCACUAUCUAUCUUUCUCUCUCCAAAUGUCACUGAGCCCUUUAGAUGUUUAUAUUCACCACGAGAAGCCAGUCGUAAAGAUAAAGGAAAUUUGUGCAUUAUAAAUGCAAUAUCACUGUUUUAAACUUGACUGUUUUAUAUUAUUUUUGUGUGAUCAAGUGUUCCCCAAACUAUUCCAACUUUACAAGAGAAAUUGUGAUUAUGUUCUUUUCACCUGUGGGUUAUAAAAAAUGUUGUAUUCUGAAGGCCCACAAAAUAUCAAAGACAUUCUGUAGUUUAUACACCGUGUUGCAAAGUGUUUACUGUACUAUUUCAAAGCUUCUAAAUAAAUAUAAAAUAUAUAUAUUAUAUUAUAUAAUUUUCCUAAAAUGUGGUACAACUCAGUUGGUUUUUAAAUGGAUGCAUACAGUCCACAUCAUACAAUAAAAUAAAAGGUAAUUCAGGGUCCCAAAGACAAACUUACUAAGAAAAAAUCAUUAAUAGUUUUCUCCCAAUUUUCAUCUUACUCAACCCUGUUUUUCCUUGUUUAAAAGAAAAUGAUGCUCUAAGCUACAAAAUUUUGUCAAAAACUCAUAUUGAAUUUUCAAUGCCAAAGAUGUAGCUAUUGAUGUUAUCAGACAGAGCACUGACUAUGUACUAUCAAGCUAUCUAACAAUCUGCAUAAGUCUGAUUCUAUUUCUAUGGCUUUGAAUUUAGAAUCACUUAAAGCUUUUAUAAAAAAUCGAUAAAUUCACCUGUAUUUGUUGUUAGAAAAAAACUGGGUGUCUGUACAUUUUGUGAUGUAAAAUAUGUAAUUGAAGAUUACUAUUUUAAGAAGUCAUCAGUCAUAUCACUCACACAGAAUUUUAUUUUACAUAGUUUUACAUAGUUUUGUGACUUAAUUACACAUGAAUAUAAAAUCUACAACUCUAUAUGAAUAUAUAGAGAUAUAGAAACAUCUGAACUGGUAAAGAAUAACUAUAAAAUAUGAAAGAUCUCUAAAUUUAAAAUAAAUUUAGAGAUAGAAUCAUGGUACAUUAUUGUUUCAGUAUUCCAUGUGAAAAUUUUAUAGCUUAAAUGUAGUCAGUGUUUGAUUAAUGAAAAAAUUCUUCAUGAGUCAGCCUUCAAAAGUUAAGCUUGCCUUUUACUUUUAUGUCAACAAUAUUAAUUAUUAAAUUUAGUAAGAUGCACUUUCCUUUCUUUUAUAUAUUUUUUCUACUGUUGUUUAUGGCUUGUUAGAACACAUUCGAGAGAGGAAAAAAAAUCAGAGAAUAUAAGAUAAUCUUUCAAGCAAAAAGCAGAAUUGUCACAGCUCCCCUCACCCUCUAAAACAUUAUAUCAAACCUUCAACAUUAUAUCAAAAUGUUUGCCCAGUUCAAAUUAGAAACCUGUUUUGAAAUACUUUCCUUCAUUUUUAACUGAUCGUAUAUUCAAUGACAGUUUGAGCUGCACUGUAUUAUUAAAGAAUAGACUAAAACUUAACAUUUGACAAAUGUUCUUCACCAAAUUUUAUGUAACCUAAGUGGGAAUUUUUCCCUAGAUUUAACUUUAAAAUACAUAUAUAUAUACACACACACACACUUAGGUCCUGAUAUGUACAUUUAGAGUGAUAUAUUGGUAUCACUCAUUUGACUGUUAUCAAAUUAGAUAUUAAUAUAUCAUAUUCCAAUCAGUUUGUAUAUCAAAAUAAUGUAUGUAAUGUUUCAGCCUUUCGAAGUCUCUUUAAACAUAUAUGAAGCUAACAGAUCAUAUGUAAUACAAAAAGCACACAAAUUCACUAAGUGCAGCAGUAACGUUUUCUUAAACUUUGGCAUUACUACAUUAAUAUUUUGAAUGAUAGAUAGACUAUUUUAGUAAGGAAAUGUUUAUACAUAAUUUAACUGGAAAACGUCUGUUUGUUCCAAUUCUUUUUUUAACAAGAAAAUGAUUUUCUUGUUGAGUCACUCUGCUUUAAUUAAAAUGUUUCACGCAUCAUUUUGCAAUCAUGGGUGAAUAUCCACAUCCAUCUUCCUUACUGCAUGCAUUGAAAAUAAGAUUAUACUCACUUCAUGUAUAGUAAUUAUAUUAAGUCAUUUACUUCAAAGACAUUUUCUUUAAUUAUUUAACCUUUUAUAUCAUUGUAGAUAAUCUCCCUUGAACCAACUUUUUAUAUUAUAUAUUUGUGUAUUAGUUAUUUUCAUAUAUCCUAGUAACUAGUUAUACUAACUUACAUUUUAGUUCUUAAAUUAUAUCAUUAAUCUACAAAACCAAAACCAGAACUUCUUCCUAAUUUGGGGGACAAAUAGAAUUGUUUAAGGAUAAAAUGCUAAAUUAUUAAGUCAUUAAUCAAUUAUCUGUUGCAUCCAAAGUAAAUUAGAAGUUAUAACAGAGUAAGGAAAUGAUUCUGGUAAGUUGGUUAAAAGGUUUUCUUCCAAUGAGGGGGACUAUAAAAUGGAAAGUGCAACCAACAAAUAAUGAAGGUUUCUAAUUAAGCAUUUACUAGCUUAAUAUAUCAAGGAAUUUUAGAAUAGGCUUUCUAUUUAAUCUGGUCAUUCUAAUAUCCAAUCUUACAUAAUUUUAUACACAUCAAAGAAUAAUAUCCAUCGUAUUAGACAGUAUUUCGUCAAUAAAUUAUUUCAGAAAAAAAUAAUCAUGUCAUUUACUCAUUGUUAACAUGGUUAGUUUUAGAGCAGUCAAAGUCAAAAAAAAUUUCCUGUGGAAACAGUGUCUUAAUGUUUCAAAGGUAUGUCAAAAGACAAUUUUUAGAAAAUAUUUCAUCCACAUGUAGAAUUCUAAUUUUUAACGUGUGAACAUAGUUUGGUGAAAUCAUCUUAAAUCAAAUUUAAAUAUCACAUCAGAAUUACUUCACAGAUAUAAUAGUGUCAAUGAUAUGUGUAUCAUCUUUUCUUGGCAAAUAUUAAGGAAAUAUGUGUAUUUUAUUUUAUAAAGAUAUUAAAUGCACUGCCUUUAUCAAACAUUGCAAAUUAAGAACUAUAGUAGAAUAUUUAAAUAUUUUAAUUUCUCAUUGUUUUAUUUGUUAAUUGGGUUGUAAUUUGCCAUCAGAUUCUCUGUAUUAUAGAAGCUAUCUUGCUUCUUCAAUAAGAGGAGGAAAAAGAAUCUCACAAUUCCCAACAUAAUCUUUAACAACUGUACAUUAGUUGUACCAUUUUCUCUUCUAAACAUUAUUUACUGGAGCUCAGUUAAUCUUUAAAACAAUUACUCAGGCAGAGUAUGGCAAAAGUUUAGCAAGAUCAAGAAAAGUAUUUAAGUUAUUGACUGAUCAUAGCACUGUUAUUUGUCAUUGCAUGUGUUUUUCCCCCUCAUAUUUUUAUGUGUGCUAUUGAUACCCAAGGAACUCAAAAAUACUUAAAAUAUUGGUAUACUUGAUGAUUUUUCUGAAAAUCUUAUAUUUUUCAUGUUACAAAUUCUUGAGUUCUUUAUCUUUUUCAAGUCUAAUUUUGUAGUGGUAAAGGCUUUGCACUUAACAUCCUUUUAUGUUCCUUUUUAACAAGGAAAAACAGAAAAUAAUGGAAUUCCAUAUUUUUUACAUCAUGGAGUAGUAAAAUUAUUUUAUAUAUUGUUAGUACUUCAAGAAACAUCCCUCUGCUAAGUCAGACAAAAUCCUUAUACAGUAAUUUGUGAAACUGUUCAGUAGAGUAUUUUUUUCCUCAAAUCUUGGCAUAGGUUUUAGAUUAUAGCAUUCUGUAUGAAUGCAGGUAGAUGGGUGCCGCCAGAGUAUUGCAGGCAAUAAUACGACUAAAAUUCUAAUACUUUUAGUGUGCAUGCAUGUAUUUCUAAUCACUGUUAUUUUUUAAGUAUUUGUAAAAUUAGAAAAAUUGCUUUUAUUUCUUGAAAAGUUGUCACAUGCUUAGUUUGAAGUUUUACUCUCCAGAUGUUUUUGAGUUGCAUAAAAAUCUUGCAUUCAUCAUUCAAAAAAUAUUAAAUUUCACAUGAGACUCAAAAAUUUCUGAAUGAUGGAACUCAGACUUCCAAUACAUUCAUACAUGCUAGAGCUGAAAGUAAGCAGGGAAUUUCAGCUCUAAACACAUUUUUGAGACAGUUAUCUGUGAGUGAAAACAGGGUAUUAUAACAAAAGAUGAGUUUCAAUCUUAACUAUAGUGUUUGUUACUGUGAAUGCUAUAAUAAUACAUAAGUAAAAUGAGUGUAAAUGUAAUAAAUGAUUUUAUACUGCUGUAUACAUAUGAAAUAAAUAAAACUAGGAUACAUAUUAUGCCAUUUUUCCAUGCAUGGAUCUUCCACUGACGCCUGUGGGAGCUUUGAAUAAAAAUCAGUGGCAAAUAUGGCUCUAAGUUUAAAAACAUCUAAUGCUGAUUUAGUAAUUUUAGUCUUAAUAUAACAGGUCUAAGGGGACAUCUGUUCAAAACUGAGUCUCAUUUGCAGCAGCAUAUGCUAGGUUUUAAAGGAUUUCACUAUAUUUAUAGUUUUGAAAGUAGACAUUUAGUUGUAUAUGAUUCUCAUGAUACCCAAAAUGAAUCAUAGAAGUAUAUAUUUUUCCACCUAAUGCUGUAUUUACUUUUUAACUUUUUUUUGAUGUAUAGUAAUACCAAGGGUCCACAAAGAUUAACAUAGAGGUUGUACAUAAGAUAUGAGCGCCUUCAAGCAAUAAAAGAAAGGGAUUUUACCUAAAACUUUAGAAA